AUGGACCGGUUGGACCAACUGGCCCGUUGGCCCAAUGGACUGGUUGGACCAACUGGCCCGUUGCCCAAUGGACCGGUUGGACCAACAACCUGUUGGUCGAAUGGACCGGAUCCGCGGGCCGAACUGACGCGGGAGGAGCGUGACCACGAGGAGGCUGAGCGGGAGCUUGGCGACGGGCCGGCGUACGACGACGGGCAGUGGCACCUCGACGAGCAGGCGCAUGGCGAGGAGCCGGAGCGCAGUGACGAGCCUGAAUACGGCGACGAGCAGGAUAGCGACGGCGAGCAGGAGCAUGGCGGGGAACAAGAGCGCGAUGAAGGGCAGGAGGCCGACGGCGAGCGGGCGCACGGCGGGGAACAGGAGCACCACGACCCGCGGCGGGACGGCGGCGAGCAGACACGCGCGGGACCCCACGUCCCAGGCGGAGUUGAGGAAGGAGAGCGCGCGCCCGGUGCGACACACGCCGGCACCACGAAGACAACGACAGAGGAGGAAGGAGAGGCGCAGGAGAGGGGGUCGCGUGCGACGGGCCCCAACCAUCGGGAAGGACAGCCUGCCCGCGAUGCACCGCAGCCGGAAGGCCAGGCUCGAGAGGGAGGGGACACGCACGAUGCCGACGCGGGGAGUACGCGGACGAAGCGAGGCAGAGGACAGACACGCAACGGGAGUCCAGCGUCGGUGGGCUGA
Molecule: messenger RNA, 687 nt
Organism: Closterium sp. Naga37s-1
Lineage: Eukaryota; Viridiplantae; Streptophyta; Zygnematophyceae; Desmidiales; Closteriaceae
Source: the annotation of a GenBank genome assembly